Branchiostoma belcheri (Belcher's lancelet) is the source of this 1124-nucleotide messenger RNA. RefSeq lists its product as uncharacterized. Bases 1 to 954 code for a protein of 317 amino acids. The transcript has 4 exons. The record is from RefSeq and is a predicted model, not a curated record. Lineage: Eukaryota; Metazoa; Chordata; Leptocardii; Amphioxiformes; Branchiostomatidae.
AUGUUUCAGUAUAUAAGGGAGGAAGAAGAAGAAGAACAUCCAGCCACAGGACCACAGUUUAUCAUGACUGGGUGCGACAACCAGCACAGGUGUGGGGCAGAUUCCGAUGAAAGUGACACCGUUAACCCCACGGACGAUUCUACAGAGGACGUGCGGGUCUGGCACUGGGCGGAAGAAGGCACACCGCCGCCGCGCCACGCCGACUGUUGGCGUUUGCCUGCCGGACACAGGCCUAGGGUGCCAAGCCGAGCACACAGAAAGGAUCAUAGGACAAAGUGCGCACGACAAACUCUAUGUCACAGCUGGCCACAACAGGCGACGGGCGAGAACGUCGAGCUUUCAGACAUUGAUUUCGGCGACAGUAGUAGAGAUCACGAAAGCCACCUCCGAGGAGGAAAAGCAAGUUCGGAAGUUAUCUGUAGAAAACAACCCAUACAGACUUAUUGUGUGCCCGUUGUACAGAAUGCGUCGGGCGCUUGCAAACUACGCCGAACCGUUUUGGCCGGAGAGACGUCUGUUCUCUGUGGUGACCAACCAACACAGCGGGAAAGACGCAUCGACAAGGAUAUAGAACCUGGGACAACAACCGACACCAAACGUCUGACAGACUCUGAUCCAACCCAUUCCCAACAUGAGACACCGGAGGAAUACCGAGCCUACGUGAAGGAAGUUAGACGCGCAGGCCGUCAGAACUUCGCAAAACAAACUGCAGACCUUGUACGACGGACGUUACAAGUGGGGAACUGGGAAGACAUCGUCAGACAGAUCCCCCUGGCGAACCAGUUUCUCAGUGAGACCAUAGAAACAGCCAAGUCAGAAGCUAUGACAAUAUACGAUAAGCACAUUCAGGAUAAAGGGUCGCCACAAAGGCUGUACAAGCUCCAGGAAGCUCUCGUAAAGAGGGCUGUCUUGUCAUUGUCAAAGAGGUGUAAAGGAAUGAGUAACUGUACGUGAUUGUACAAACAUUUUUCACAAAGCACACCGACAUGCCGUAUGUCAUGAUUUUAAGUAGUGUGAGCAAAAGUAUUUUGAUUUUAAUGUCUUUAUGACUAUCGAUAUGACAAUGACAAUGAACUUUGAUGUAAAUGUUGACAAUGUGUGCCCUUCAGUUCAAUUAGAAAUAA